Messenger RNA from Sinocyclocheilus rhinocerous, 569 nucleotides. Its product is annotated as 14-3-3 protein beta/alpha-A-like. The annotation marks the transcript as partial. The record is from RefSeq and is a predicted model, not a curated record. The transcript has 3 exons. Lineage: Eukaryota; Metazoa; Chordata; Actinopteri; Cypriniformes; Cyprinidae.
AAAGUGGGAACGGUUUGCAGGAAGCGGAAGUGUCACUGUAAGCGGAAGAGGUUUAGCCUAGAACAACCGAAGAGCGACGCGGAGGACGGGGACCCAAUUUGUGUCUUUUUAACGAUUAAAGUCAGAGCAAACGCCGUUUAUAACUCUAAAAAUGGACAAGAGUGACCUGGUGCAGAAAGCCAAGCUUGCCGAGCAGGCCGAGCGCUAUGAUGACAUGGCAGCCGCUAUGAAGGCUGUUACCGAGGGCGGCGUGGAGCUCUCCAAUGAAGAGCGCAACCUGCUCUCAGUGGCGUACAAGAACGUGGUGGGUGCCCGUCGCUCCUCCUGGCGUGUGAUCUCCAGCAUCGAGCAGAAGACCGAGGGGAACGAGAAGAAGCAACAGAUGGCACGCGAGUAUCGUGAAAAGAUCGAGACUGAACUGCAGGACAUCUGCAAUGAUGUGCUGGGUCUUUUGGAGAAGUUCCUCAUUCCCAAUGCUUCUCAGGCAGAGAGCAAGGUGUUUUACCUGAAAAUGAAAGGCGAUUACUUCAGAUACUUAUCUGAGGUUGCGUCUGGAGAAUCCAAGACCA